Molecule: messenger RNA, 1062 nt
Organism: Propithecus coquereli (Coquerel's sifaka)
Lineage: Eukaryota; Metazoa; Chordata; Mammalia; Primates; Indriidae
Gene: RBP5
Product: retinol binding protein 5, cellular
Exons: 5
Coding region: 123-674 (183 amino acids)
Biological process (GO): fatty acid transport
Cellular component (GO): cytosol; nucleus
Molecular function (GO): fatty acid binding
Source: RefSeq, a predicted model, not a curated record
UCUGUGUGUGUGGGGCUGGCCUGGAGUCCCUACCUCAACCUGCCAGACAACUCCCGCUCCCUCCUCUGCCUGUCCUGUCUUCUCCUGAAACCUUGAUCUCCAUCUCUCUGCCGGCCCAGACAAUGCCUCCCAACCUCACGGGCUACUACCGCUUUGUCUCGCAGAAGAACAUUGAGGACUACCUGCAAGCCCUGGACAUCAACGUGGCUCUGCGGAAGAUAGCCCUGCUGCUGAAGCCAGACAAGGAGAUCACCCAUCAGGGUGACCACAUGAUAGUGAAGACUCUCAGCACCUUCCGCAACUACGUUCUGGAAUUCGAGGUGGGAGUUGAGUUUGAGGAGGACCUGAGGAUCGUGGACGGACGGAAAUGCCAGGUCACCGCAGACAACUCUGGGCCCCUCAGUGGACGUUUGGAGUGGGGAGUGGAGUCCUGCGGGAUCAGAGCAGCUCUCUCACUCAGAACGCAGGGCCGGAGCAGACAGUAUCUGCUGUGGAGCGUGAGGGGGAGCCCAGCCAGAACCAUAGUAACCUGGGAAGAGGAGCAGCUGGUGUGUGUGCAGAAAGGGGAGGUCCCCAACCGGGGCUGGAGACACUGGCUGGAGGACGAGAAGUUGUAUCUGGAACUGACGGCCAGGGAUGCAGUGUGCGAGCAGGUCUUCCGGAAGGUCAGAUAGCCGGACAGGAGCUGAGGCCCCCCGCCAACAGCACCAGACUCCAGACUCUUGCUUGUGCCAGGUCCCCAGUCCCACUCACCCUCCCUCUGGGUCCCUCCUCACCCCUCCCCAUGAUCUGUAAUUUGCAGUCCCCAGGCCAAAGUCCUCUCUUUCUCAUACUCCACUGCUCAUACUGACCUCACCUCCAGGAUGAAAAGAGCAGGCAAAGGGAAAGGGCCCAUAAGGAUGGCCAGUCUCUGCUCACCCCAUUCAUCCGGCCUCUCAUUUUCCUUCUAAGAAAGAACUAAGCUUUGGGCAUUUGGGGGUUAGUGGAAAUUCUAUCCUGGUAGACCUUUUGGAAGACCGUGACUGGGGUUCAAAAGUUUAAACAGGAGCUAUUGGCAGAGUC